AUGCUUGGAUGCCAUAUCUACCAGCAUAAACAGCAGCUGCAACAACAAGUCGCUGCAAUUGCAAUGACGAAGAGGAAGAAGAAGAAAAAGAAUGCAAUCUCCAUUGAUGGACGCUUCAAGAACCUUUUGGACAGCUUAAACCCUAACAAUCGCCGAACAGCGAGAGUGAAGGCAGCGAAAGGAAAGGGGAAGGAUAAUGUUUGGAGUAUCGAUAACGAUGCGGCUAAUGACAGUCGAGGAGGAGAUAGGCGGAAGAAAGGCGAUAGGAGGAGGACAAAAGUAAGGAAUUCGACGACGAAGAGACGGAGAGCUAGUGAGAGCGAUGAAGGAAUAAUGGUUUCUGGUUCGAUGUUAAUAGAGACGGAGAAGGUUUUACAAACUCAGGAACCUGUGAUCAUGCCAAAAUGGAACACAUUUGCAAGUAGUGUUAGUGGCAUAUGGAAGGGAACAGGAGCAGUUUUCUCACCUAUCACAGCUAAAAUGGAGCCCAUUGAUGUUGGAAGAAACAACGAACUUCAAUUUGACUGCUGCACUCUUUCUCGGAUCGAAGCAGUAGCAUCAACAAAUGGAACACAUGAAUCUCACAUUCAAAGAAUUGUAAAUUGGGUGACUUUAAACCCUCAUGGUGAAAAUAAACGUGUGAACAAAAACAAAGAGGACGCAUCUUUAUCCACCAUAGAAGCGUUUGAUGGAAGGAAAACAAACCAUGUAAUCCCAAAAUUCGAGUCUUUUAACUUUGAAACAAGUGAUGUCAUGGAAGAAGAUCUCAUGGGUAUGGAGCCUGGUCUCGUCUUUUUCGAGGAUGGCUCAUAUUCAAGGGGUCCAGUUGACAUACCUGUUGGAGAAGUUGAUGAUUCCAAUUACUUCCUAUCCCCAACUUUCAAAUUCGAGCAAUGUUUAGUUAAAGGGUGUCACAAAAGACUACGUAUUGUCCACACUAUAGAAUUCAGUGAUGGUGGUUCGGAUAUUCAAAUCAUGAGGGUGGCUGUUUACGAAGAGCAAUGGGUCGGUACCGCUCAUCUUUCUGACAAAAGUGAUGUGGAUUUUGACGUGAAGCCAUUUUCUCAAAGAAAAAGAGUGCAACCAUCGGAAUUGAGUGGAUCAUGGAAGGUGUUUGAGACGAGUGCCACACCGAUUUAUGGCGGGGAGGCGGCGGUUAUGGAGGAUAAUGAGGAGGACCCACCGUAUGUUUAUCUUUGUACGGAGACUUUAAAGAAGAGGAGUUUGCCGGAAAUGGCAAUCUACUUUGGGGAGGAGGAGGCGGCGGACAUGGUGGAUGUUACAGUGUUAUGGUUGCCUGGCGGUGUUACGGGUUAUGUUGAUGUAAGUAAGGAUGGCGUGUUGUGUAUUGGUGUCGGGUGGUAUUCUGAUGAAGGGAUUAAUCUUGUUAUGGAAAGGGAUUAUGGAAGGGAUGGGAAGUUGAAGGAGGUUAGAUCCAAAACUGAAGUUAAGAGAAGAAGCCCCUUAUCUUGUUUUGCAAAAAAUCGGAAGAAUCGACUUGAAGGAAAACCGAUCGCAACCUGCUGCUUGUUCCUCCCACCCCCUGCACACAUUGUUUAUGGAGUUGUUGCUGCCGAAGUUCUUUUCCCGGUGAACUCCCCUCAGGUGGUGGUGGACUAUCACAAUGAAACAAGUUUAUAUUAA
This is a messenger RNA of Lactuca virosa, 1644 nucleotides long. The record is from the annotation of a GenBank genome assembly. Lineage: Eukaryota; Viridiplantae; Streptophyta; Magnoliopsida; Asterales; Asteraceae.